Molecule: messenger RNA, 1215 nt
Organism: Cylindrotheca closterium
Lineage: Eukaryota; Bacillariophyta; Bacillariophyceae; Bacillariales; Bacillariaceae
Source: the annotation of a GenBank genome assembly
AUGCUGGCUGAAUCAUCGACCAAGCGAAUACCGCACCGUUGUCCCAGCAGUCAAGUCCUCCUCUCAGCAGCAGCAAACAAGGCUUCCUCCUCAAGAAGAACAACACAAACCAAGUCAUUGGGUGAGCCUACUGGUCUUUUCAACCUAAUUUCCAUGUCCUUGGUAACCGGCAAUGAUACCAGUCAAUUGUUCGAGACCUCGACCAAUAAUCCAGGCCAGCAGCUUGAUCUGUUGGAUGAUUUGCUUGCCAGUGGUUUCUGUGAUCCGUAUCCACAGGAUGGUGCUGCCACCACCACAACAACAGCAACAUCAGACACGGAUAACGCCCUUGCGGUUGCUCGUCCUCAAGAACCUUCUGCCAGACCAACAAGAACUGGCUCCUUUGAUUACAUGUUUGAUGCCGCUUUGGAACCAACACCGCUGGGCCCAAGAUGGUCCGAGACUUCCUCCUCUGCCUCACCAUCUCUUGCCACCACUCCUAACCUCAUGCCAAUGCCCGCUCCUGUCGAAGGUGCAUUGGAGCGAUUGCUGUCACAAGAGUUUCAUCUUGGGGACAAUUCUACUGCACCAGUGAGUGAAGCUACUACUCCUAUGGCUGCUGCUACUACUACCACUCCCAAACGAGCCCACCCCGAAGGACAAAUCACGAGCAGCUCAUCCUUCCCGGCACCCAAGAAGAAGCAGCGAUGCAUCAACCACAAGGCAGCAGAAGAAGGCCCUAAGUUCCGUGACUACCAAGAGCAACAAUGGAUUGACAAAUUUCAAGAAUUGAUCCAAUUCAAGGCUUCCCAUGGACACUGCCUCGUCCCCCACACCUUUGAUGAAAAUCCGGCACUGUCACGAUGGGUCAAGAGACAACGAUACCAAUACAAAAUGUUCCUCAAACUAAAUCAGCAUGAUUCCGCUGCCACGUCCACCAUGACGGAGGGCCGCGUCAGAAUGCUCGAGAACAUUGGCUUUGUCUGGGACUCCCAUGCCGUGGCCUGGGAGGAACGUUUGUUGGAAUUGAAAGAAUUCCAAAGUAGGUUUGGACAUUGCAACGUUCCUUCCAACUACACCAAGUCUCCACCACUGGCCGUUUGGGUCAAACGCCAACGACGUCAAGUCAAGCUAUUUUGGAAGGGAGAGCGAUCAACGAUUACCCAAGAACGCUUUGUGGCCCUUCGUGAUCUAGGAUUCACCUGGGAGCUGCGUCGCAGCAAGAAUUCAUGCUAG